AUGGUAACAGCUGCUAAUCUGCACUACCAAACGGCCGUGCGUCAACUUGUCUCACUGUUUCGGACCUCGUCUAUUACAAUGGAGAUUGACAAAAACACCAAAUAUGAUAGGCAGCUUCGUCUUUGGGAGACCUCAGGGCAACUGCGGCUUGAGUUGUCGCACAUUUGCUUGGUAAAUGCAACCUCAACAGGCUCAGAACUACUUAAAAACUUGAUUCUCCCAGGUAUUGGAAAAUUCACGAUAAUAGAUGAUGGGGUUGUGACACAAGAACGGAUCUCUGGUAACUUCUUCUUGCUGAAACAAGAUAUAGGGAAGCAAUUGGCACCGUCUUUGUGUGGAAAACUCAACGAAUUGAACUCUGAUGUAAAGGGAAACUCAAUUUGUAAGUCGUUGGAAUCAGUAUUGGAAUCGGAACCACCAACGUUUUGGAGCCAAUUCUCCAUCGUGGCCAUUAGCGACUAUACUCCUGCUCCACAACUCAAGGCAUUGAAAGAUAUUUUGUGGUCCCAGAGUAUCCCAUUAAUUGUGGUGAACACUGUAGGAUUUUACGGCUCUCUACAUCUUAUCACCAGCGAGACUACUGUGGUUGAGACCCAUGAUCCGGCUCGCUUGUAUGAUUUGAGGAUAGACAAGCCGUGGCCGGAACUCCAGGAGCUCUCAGACUCUGUCAAACUUGAAGAAUUGAAUGAUACAGCCCAUGCCCAUGUUCCAUAUGUCAUAAUUUUCAUCAAGGCAUUACAAGAAUGGCGCAACAAAUAUGGGUCACCACCAAAGAAUUAUUCUGAAAAGAAGCAGUUUAGGAAAUAUGUUGUUUCUAUGUCGAGAGAUAUAAGAACAGAAACCAAUUUCAUCGAGGCUUCAACAUCCACUCACAGAGCACUUCAAACUACAGAGGUGCCAGCUUCUAUCCAAGACCUAUUUGACCAUCCCAACUUGCAAAACUUGACCAAAUCGACUCCUGCGUUCUGGGUGCUUUUAUGUGCAUUGAAAAAGUUUACUGAGGUGAAUAAUGGCCAGUUACCAUUACCUGGCAGCUUGCCAGAUAUGGCAUCAGAUUCUGAGAGUUACAUCAAACUCCAGACAGUAUACAAAGAUAAGGCGCUGCGAGAUCAGAAACAAUUCACGGAGCAUCUCAUGCAAAUUGUCAAAGAUAUUGGAUCUGAUCAACUGCAAUUUACACAGGAGACCAUAAGCCAAUUCUGCAAAAACACUCACCUGCUUCAUGUUACCCUGGGAACCAAAAAAUCCUACUCCACUUCCAUGAUAGAAAACAUGUUACUGGGGUUCAAUAGUGGAAAUAAUCUGGACGAAGCUCAUUUGUUGGCGAUAUAUUUUGGCAUUUUAACGCUCAAUGCAUUAAUAGAAAAGAGCAACCUGCCAAUAAGCGAGUCAAACUACGACGAGCUCAUGAAACUUUUCAUUGACGAGUUUGCACCAGGCGUGACACAACUCCCGGAUGACAUGAAGCUGGUUUUCAAAGAAAUCGCAGUUCAUAACAGCCGUUCGUACCAUAAUGUUUGCAGCUUCAUGGGUGGUGUCGCCAGUCAAGAAGCGUUGAAGUUGACAACCAUUCAGUAUAGACCACUUGAUGAUCUCUAUAUUUUCGAUGGAGUUCGUUCUGUGAGUGAAAAGUUCAAGGUAUAG
Meyerozyma guilliermondii ATCC 6260 is the source of this 1644-nucleotide messenger RNA. RefSeq lists its product as uncharacterized. Bases 1 to 1644 code for a protein of 547 amino acids. The transcript has a single exon. The record is from RefSeq and is a predicted model, not a curated record. Gene Ontology annotation, cellular component: cytoplasm. Gene Ontology annotation, biological process: protein neddylation. NCBI's taxonomy places the organism in Eukaryota, Fungi, Ascomycota, Pichiomycetes, Serinales, Debaryomycetaceae. Gene Ontology annotation, molecular function: NEDD8 activating enzyme activity.